This is a messenger RNA of Phoenix dactylifera (date palm), 636 nucleotides long. RefSeq lists its product as uncharacterized. The record is from RefSeq and is a predicted model, not a curated record. NCBI's taxonomy places the organism in Eukaryota, Viridiplantae, Streptophyta, Magnoliopsida, Arecales, Arecaceae.
AUGGCACAACUGCUUCAGCAACAGCAGCAGAUGCAGUUGGCUGCCCAACCUGUACAGCUGAUGGAUUCCUAUUAUAAGAGAUUCCAUAGGCUAAAUCCACCGACAUUUGAUGGUGGAUCCGAUCCCAUGAUAGCUGAGAUCUGGAUCCGGAAAAUGGAGAAGAUGUAUAAGUUACUCCAAUUUUCCGAGGAGGUAAAAGUCAGACUAGCUAUCUUUAUGCUAAGGGGGAGUGCUGAGUCUUGGUGGACUGCUAUGGAGACAGCAUAUGAGGUCAACGGAAUGGCCUGGAGAGAUUUUAAGAGGGUAUUUUAUGCUAAGUACUUUUCGGACUCAGUCAGGCAAAGAAAGCAGAAUGAGUUUUUAUCGUUGACUCAGUCCGAGCAUAUGACUGUCUUGGAUAACGCCAAUAGGUUCGAUGAGCUGGGUCGAUUUUGCCCCCAGUUCAUGGAGGACGAUAUAAGUAGAGCCAACCGGUUCAAACAAGGGCUUAGAUAUGGGAUCAGGUUCCGGACAUCUUUACAGUUAAUUACCAGCUAUAUGGAUAUUUUGGACAGAGCUUUGAAAGUAGAAGCUGAAUUGAAAAGAUCUAAUAGAGAAAGGGCUGACCUGAUGAGAUCUAGAUUAGCUAGAAGUUAG